AUGGCAUGUGUCGAACAUGGAACGCCUUCAAAUGAUCCGAUGAUCAGUCAAAUCUGCGCCACAGCUGAAAAUGACGUUUUGGCGACUACAAUUACAGUGGCCGGAGGUCCUAUUGUGAAUGUACUGCUAGCAUAUUCUAAGUUGAUAGUUCUGCAAGAGAAGCGGAUACAUGUCUUUCAAUUUCCCAAUCUCUGUGAACUGAUUAGAACAGAAGAAGUAAGAUGCAACCCGACCGGUCUGGCCACAAUUGGUUGCGAUUUCAACGCAUUGAAUAAUCAAGCAACGCUUUUGGCGACGGGAUCUACUAAAGGCACAGUCAUCAGGAUAUUUGACAAAAAUUCUGUCGUGACGCGAUGUCUCAUGGAAUUUCGGCGAGGUGCUGAUCCCUGCACCUUGCACUGUCUGCAGUUCUCCCCUUGCUCUAGUUUUCUUGCCGUAACCAGCGACAAAGGUACCAUCCAUAUCUUCACACUUCGUGACAGUGACGAUGCGAGAAGAGGUCUACUUCACAAGGUUGAAUUGACGAAGGGAGAACGGCGGAGUUCUGUGCAGAUCUCGUUGGAGCCACGAGUAUUGGCUUGUGGUUUCAUCAAAGGAGAUUUUACCCGUAAGCGCAGCAUGUCUUUUCACGACGAGGAUUACACUCCGCAAUACUAUGAUCUGGAUACUGCACCUGGUGAUCAGGAUAUGGAGUAUGAGCGUCAAGUUGAUGGAAAGGAAAAUAGGGUGAGAAGAAAUCAAGGCGCUUUUCUGAGCGACGAUAGUACCAAUGUCAUUCACAGACGCAGUCAGACUUUCUAUGAAGACAUGCAACUUGCUACAAAUCUGAAUGAUAGGAGGGCUUAUGUACAGCGAAAAUGUAGCAGCGACGAGAAACGCCGUAAGAUUUCUCAUGAGUCAUGCAAUUCUGUUGCUUCGACUGCAAAUGCGCUGCCGGUAACGAAUACGUUUUCGGAGGCAGUGAACAGCAUCACAGGAGAAAAUUCUUUGUCUUUAGUGAAAUUAGGAAAACUUGUACGCCAAUUCGAAAUGAAUCUUGAAAAUAAGGAACUGCUAGCGACAAAGAUGAAAGAAGUGAAUGCCAUUAAUCUGCAGCAAGUCAAGAGUAUGCAAAACGCAAUCGACUCAAUGAGACCAUCAUCAGACUCAGUCGUGAGAACUUUAGCUGGAAUCAUAGAAGAGCAAAGCAAUAUCAUAGCUGGACUAAGUCUGACUGUAGACGUAAUUCUCUCCAAUCAGCAAGAACAUGGAAAGCAGUUACGGAAAGCUUCAUAUCACAUAGCGAAAGGCAACGAAUUUACUUUACCGGCAGGACAUGUAUUUGAGCGAAAGAAUUUCACGAAGUCGUGGAAAUUUAACGGGUUUCCUCCAUUCAAGAAUGCUAACAUGGUCGAGUUAUUUGAGAAUUGGACGCAGCCAUCAAGGGCACACAAAAAUGACCAUUUUUUGUUAAUGAUGGAUUUUUAUAGGUUCUAUUUUUUGCAUGUAAGUGAGGCUAAAAUUUCGAGUCUAUACUGA
Molecule: messenger RNA, 1518 nt
Organism: Cylicocyclus nassatus
Lineage: Eukaryota; Metazoa; Nematoda; Chromadorea; Rhabditida; Strongylidae
Source: the annotation of a GenBank genome assembly